Molecule: messenger RNA, 2778 nt
Organism: Chlamydomonas reinhardtii
Lineage: Eukaryota; Viridiplantae; Chlorophyta; Chlorophyceae; Chlamydomonadales; Chlamydomonadaceae
Exons: 16
Coding region: 47-1960 (637 amino acids)
Biological process (GO): thiamine biosynthetic process
Molecular function (GO): iron-sulfur cluster binding; carbon-carbon lyase activity
Source: RefSeq, a predicted model, not a curated record
AUACCAGUUGCCACUUUAUCCCAUCUUCACUUCUCGGACAUUGACCAUGCAGCUGUUCGCUCGUUCCCCUGCUGGCGUGCGCGUGCAGCAGCAUGCGCAGCGCAAGUCGGCCAAGGUGGCCGGCCGCGGCCGCCUGAACGUCCGUGCGGAGGCCAUUGCCAUGCCCCCUGCCCCCGCUGAGCAGGAGAAGGAGCUGCAGCGACUGGAGAAGGGCAACGCUUUCGAGGAGCUCAAGGCGAUGGCGACGUCGCCUCGCCAGUCCGUGAACCGCCCCCAGAAGGCCGAGGACCUGACCUUCCGCCAGGCGCCCACCAUUGCCGACUGCUUCCCGGACAGCGAGAAGAUGUACAAGGAGGUCAAGUACGACGACGAGAUCACUCUGCGGGUUCCCUUCCGCCGUAUCCACCUGACCACCGGCACUGACUUCGACGUGUACGACACCAGCGGACCCCAGAACGUGGACCCCCGCGUAGGCCUGCCCAAGCUGCGCAAGCCCUGGGUGGAGCGGCGCGAGGCCAACGGCACACACGCCCGGGCCGGCGUGACCCAGAUGGCGCUGGCCCGCGCCGGCAUCAUCAGCGAGGAGAUGCGCUUCGCGGCGGAGCGCGAGGGCCUGGACCCCGAGUUUGUGCGCUCCGAGCUGGCGCGCGGCCGCGCCAUCAUCCCCGCCAACAAGUGCCACCUCGAGCUGGAGCCCUGCGUCAUUGGCCGUAACUUCAUGACUAAGGUCAACUCCAACUUCGGCAACUCGGCCGUCACCAGCUCCAUUGAGGAGGAGGUUGAGAAGCUGCAGUGGAGCACCAUCUGGGGCGCCGACACGGUGAUGGACCUGUCGACCGGCCACAACAUCUUUGAGACGCGCGAGUGGGUCAUGCGCAACAGCCCCGUGCCCGUGGGCACUGUGCCCAUCUACGAGGCCCUGGAGCGCGCCGAUGGCCAGGUGGAGGGCAUCACGUGGGAGCUGUUCCGCCAGGUGCUGCUGGACCAGGCCGAACAGGGUGUGGACUACUGGACCAUCCACGCGGGUGUGCUGCUGCGUCACGUGCCGCUGACCGCCAACCGCAUCACCGGCAUUGUCAGCCGCGGCGGCUCCAUCCACGCCAAGCUGUGCCUCAUGGAGCACAAGGAGAACUUUGCUUACGAGCACUGGGACGAGAUUCUGGACAUCUGCGCCAAGUACGACAUCACUCUGUCGAUCGGCGACGGCCUGCGCCCCGGCUGCAUCGCCGACGCCAACGACGCCGCGCAGUUCGCCGAGCUCAAGACGCAGGGCGAACUCACGCGCCGCGCCUGGGAGAAGAACGUGCAGGUGAUGAACGAGGGCCCGGGCCACGUGCCGCUGAACAAGAUCCCCGAGAACAUGGCCAAGCAGCUGGAGUGGUGCAGCGAGGCGCCCUUCUACACGCUGGGCCCGCUCACCACCGACAUCGCGCCCGGCUACGACCACAUCACCAGCGCCAUCGGCGCCGCCACCAUCGGCGCGCUGGGCACUGCGCUGCUGUGCUACGUGACGCCCAAGGAGCACCUGGGCCUGCCCAACCGCGAUGACGUCAAGGCGGGUGUGAUUGCCUACAAGAUCGCCGCCCACGCCGCCGACCUGGCCAAGGGCCACCCCGCCGCCGCCAGCUGGGACCUGGAGCUGAGCAAGGCGCGGUUUGAGUUCCGCUGGCGCGACCAGUUCGCGCUGUCGUUGGACCCCGUGACCGCGCAGGCCUACCACGACGCCACGCUGCCGCAGGAGCCUGCCAAGACCGCCCACUUCUGCUCCAUGUGCGGCCCCAAGUUCUGCUCCAUGAACAUUACCCAGGAGCUGCGCCAGAUGGUUCAGGCCGAGCAGGCGCAGGAGGCUGCCGCCGCCGCUGCUGCGGCUGAUGACGCCGACCUGCUGGCCGCCGCCGCUGAGGGCAUGAAGGAGAUGAGCGAGAAGUUCAAGCAGAGCGGCGCCCAGCUGUACCACUAGGCUGCAGUCGUAGGCCGGGUAGAUGGCGGCUGGCGACUGGCUGGGUGGAUACUCACGUAAAAGUCCACGGAUGCGUCGGUGUUUGUGUGUGUAUCGCUGAAAGGCAGCGGGCCUGAGCUUGGCAGCGAUGCAAGGAACAGUUGUUGCUCAACAGGCGUUGGCGCGCUAGAAGCGCUGCGAGUUGUUGAUGACGGGGCCUCGCAGCCGCAGCUGGGUGGCGACGGCGACUGAUGCGGGGGUCCGAGGCGGGGGUCGGGGUUGUCAGCCCGGGCCCGCCGGUUUGGCAUGGCGUUGGCACGCAAGUUGCUGCCCCGGUGACUGCGGCAUGCGGUGAAUAAGCGUUUGGGAGGCCGCGGCGUUGGUGGUUGCAGUGGUUGAGCGUGGUUCCAGGGGUUGAAAGCUUGGAAGUCUGCGAGCUGGAUAAAAAGGCUGCACAAUGGAGCCGCUGAUUGGGGCUGAACUCAGUGCUUGCGUGUCUUGGAGGUCGGCGUGUGCUUACAAGUGACAUGUGCGCUGGCACAGGCCUCAGAAUGGCCGGGAUCAAGGAUGCGGAUUACAAUUGAAGGGACAGCCCGACAAGCGGGGGCACGCCGUACCCACGCCGCGAAGGGCCAUCUGCGACCCAGAGAAACAACACCCGCCCCCUGGUUGGCUGCCGACCUUCAUAGUGUUACGCACAUGAGUCGAAGCCAAGCCGAAGCCCGCCAAAGCCCCACCGCCACGUAACACCCCUCAUCUCGUUUAGGUCUUUUGGCGGCAGCACCAACGCACAACAAGGCGCGACUGGCCAGAGGUCUGCCGACAUCCCCAUCAAACGC